Molecule: messenger RNA, 766 nt
Organism: Aspergillus campestris IBT 28561
Lineage: Eukaryota; Fungi; Ascomycota; Eurotiomycetes; Eurotiales; Aspergillaceae
Exons: 1
Coding region: 43-639 (198 amino acids)
Source: RefSeq, a predicted model, not a curated record
CUCUUCCCUCCACAAUCUCACCAACCCAUCUAUCUAACAAUCAUGCCCAAAUUCCACUACGCCAACUCAUCCGACCCCGUCCCCAGCGACGGCAACGACAACCUCCCCCCCAAAUUCACCAUAAAAGUCCCCUCCCAAACCGACAUCUGGACCAAAGCCCCAACCACAACCCGCUUCAACGCCCCCAUCCUCUACCGACCCAUUCCCAUCUCCUCCUUCCAGCGCAUGCGCGUCACCUUCACCGCCAACUGGGAACACCAGUACGACCAAGGCGGCCUCAUCUUCGUGCUAAACGGCACAGACGGCCCCCGCAAGUGGAUCAAGACCGGCAUCGAGCUGCUCGACGGCCAGCCCCGUCUCAGUACCGUUGCUUGUGACCGCGCCGCGGAUUGGAGUCUCGUGUCUGUCCCUGAGGGCGCCCGCGGCGCUACCGUUGAGGCUGUCCGUGCGAAGGAUGAUUCGCUGUGGAUUUAUCUUGUGGAGGAUGGGGGGCAAAGGACGCCGCUCCGGGAGGUGACGUGGGCGCUGGAGGAGACGGGCGUUAGAGAUCUGUGGGUUGGGGUGUAUGGGGCGAAGCCGUCUGAUGAGGGGGGUGAUUUGGUGGUUAGCUUUGGGGAUUUUGUGCUUGAUUUGGUUUAGAGCUUAGCUGUUCUUUGAUUGGGGGGAUGAUCUUUCAGUGAGUGUGGAACAGUCUGAUCUUCAUGAACUUCUUGAUCUUCCUCUUAUCCAUAUUGUAAGUUUAUAUUUUUACUAGAGUAGGCAUUGG